AGCGUUCGCGUCCGUGCGUAGCAGCAGCGAAUUAGGAGAGAAAAGAAAAGAAAAGCGAUCGGCUUCUCUCGUCCCUUCACCCAAUUCCCGUUCCUUCAAAACCCUACCUUUGCUUUUCUCGGCCUUCCAUCGCGCUUCCUGUCUUCGUCUCCGCCCUGCCUCAGCUGGACUUCGCUCCGAUUCAUCUCCGUAGGAAAGUUGCUGUUAAAUAAGUGAGAAAUGUCCCCGGCUUCUAAAUCUAAGGCCAUGGAGAAAUUGCCUGCAAAGACAGUCAAGGAACAAGGCAAAGUUUCUUCAAAGCCUGUUUUGGCUGUUAACCAUGGAAAUGGUGUCCAGUCAAGUGGAUACAAUCCAGAUUCAGGAACAUUCCACAAUUUUGAUACGACGAGCUCUGUUUCUGUGCCAGGCCAAAACAAUGGACGUUUUGGAACAAUAGAUGAAACAGAGGAUCAUUCUGUUAGUACCACUGGUGAUUCUGGAGAAGAUGAACAAAAGGAGAAAACCACUAGUAAUGGACCUCGUAUUGAAUCUAUACCUGGCUGUGACACGGACAAGCGGGAGAAGAUUAGACAGAAAAAUGAGAGAAAGCAUCAACGGCAGAAGGAAAGACGUGCUCAGGAGUUACAUGAACGCUGUAGUGGGUACCUCAUGUCUAGGAAACUGGAGAUGCUUGCUCAGAAAAUUGUAGCCAUGGGGUUCUCUUCUGAGGAGGCAACAAUGGCUCUUAUACAAAAUGAAGGACGUGUUGAAGAGUCCAUUUCAUGGCUCCUUGAACUGAGCGAAGAGAGCAAGCAUCAUAUUGCAGCAAAUAUCGACAGUUCUGUCAACAUGAAAAUUGAUAUAACUGCAGAGCUUGUAAAGAUAUCGGAUUUGGAGGUGAAAUUUAAGUGCACGAAGCAGGAAGUGGAAAGGGCUGUAGUUGCAUGUGAGGGUGACUUAGAGAAGACUGAAGAGACUUUGAAGGCACAUAAGCAGGAAGUAAAGGCUGCUCCAUUGAAAUUGGAAGAAGCAGAUGACUCUGUCACAGCAAGUGGGACUCUUGACAAUAAGAUGGUAAUGCCUGUUCAAAAUGUGUCAUUAAGACCUCAACUAAAGGGAGCAGUUCCAGUUGUCACUCUACAACGAAGAGAAGAACAAGAUUUGAGUCAUAACAAAACUUUUGCAACCGGAGUUGCAGAGUCUGUGAAUAAGAAUUUGCGGUCUUCAAGAAGGUUACUGCCUAAGACAGAUUGGGGAAGACCCCAAGUGGUUGCUUCCAUGGAUAAAAGGUGGUCAAAUGGUAGCUCGACCUCAUCUGCUGCAUACUCUUUGCCAACCUCUCUGCAGGUAGCUGUGCCUCCAGCCAAUCGGUAUGUGAUGACAAGUAAUGAAAUGAAACCUAACCUGCCAUCAGUGGCAUUGAGGGAGCCUGUCAUUGUAAUGCAGCGGCCUCAGUCUCUCCAUGCCAAACAAAACCCUGCAUCUACAAGCCCGAACAUCACCAGUACAUCACCGCCGACUUCCACAGGAUGGUAUCCGAAUGGUACAUCUAGCAUGGGGUUGAUAAAGGUGGAAAAUGGAGGUCUCCUUCCGAGCUCAUCUUUCCUGGGUUUGCAUGGUUCUACUGCCCAACAAUUUAUUAACCCAAAUCAUUUCCGACCUGCUUCUAAUCCCGUGGAUUCCUUUCCAACCGGUUGGGGCACUCCAUUCAACCCUUCAAGUUCAUCCACACUGUCACCUGGCAUACCUUCUUCGCCUGGUCUCCUUACUAGCUUGCCUUCUGGUCUGUCUGCUUCAUCUUCCGAUGACUGGUGUUCCAGUGGGUCAACAACAUACGACUAUACCUCUAUAGAUUGGAGCAUGGAUACAGAUUUCAUGAAGCCAUCCCACAAGAUCAACAACUUGCCGUCUACAUGGUCUACCAUGUUCAUGGGUGGGAAAAUGGUGAAGCGUACUGUGAACUCACACUCAGCGGUUAUCGGCAUACAGGGUGAUAGUCUUGCAACCGAUGACUCUUCAUACUCGUCCGGGUCAUAUGAUUGGUCAUCUCCUUUUACAGGGAAGGACCUGCUGAGCAUUCCAAGACGGUAUGUUACCGAUUCUUCACCCUAGGAAGGUUGUAAGCUGAGAAAGAAUAAAAGACAGUGGAUUUGUUGCUGUUGAUGUUCUUGAUGCUCAUGAUUUAAAAACUGCAUGCUUUGGUUCAAA
This is a messenger RNA of Zingiber officinale, 2187 nucleotides long. RefSeq lists its product as uncharacterized. The coding region runs from base 220 to 2091 and encodes 623 amino acids. Lineage: Eukaryota; Viridiplantae; Streptophyta; Magnoliopsida; Zingiberales; Zingiberaceae. Gene Ontology annotation, molecular function: protein binding. The record is from RefSeq and is a predicted model, not a curated record. The transcript is spliced from 2 exons.